Monoraphidium neglectum is the source of this 1134-nucleotide messenger RNA. RefSeq names its product ribokinase-like domain-containing protein. Gene Ontology annotation, molecular function: kinase activity. The transcript is spliced from 4 exons. The record is from RefSeq and is a predicted model, not a curated record. Bases 1 to 1134 code for a protein of 377 amino acids. NCBI's taxonomy places the organism in Eukaryota, Viridiplantae, Chlorophyta, Chlorophyceae, Sphaeropleales, Selenastraceae.
AUGCAGUCGCUCCUGGACACGACGGCGGCCCAAGCGCCCUCCACUCGGGUGCCGGGCGGCAGCGCGGCAAACGUGAUGAAAGGCCUGGCGGGAGUGUCUGGCGGCACACUGCUGACGCAAUUUAUGGGCAUGGUGGGCGCCGAUGAAGCCGGGACCUUCUACACCGAGCAGCUGUUGGAGCGUGGCGUGGAGCCCCUGCUGCUGGAGAGCGCCACUGGCGCCCCGACAGCGCGCUGCGUCUGCCUGGUCACGCCCGACGGCCAGCGGACGAUGCGCACGUGCCUCGGUGCGGCGGCGGAGCUUACAAGCUGCUCGCAGCUGCCGCAGGGCUGGAACGCGGGGCCCGCACUUCUGCACUGUGAGGGCUACCUGCUGUACAAGCCCAGCGUCGUUCGGGAGGCCAUGGCGGCCGCCAGGGCCGCGGGCGCGCUGGUGUCACUGGACCUGGCGUCAUUUGAGGUGGUGGCGGCCUGCCGGGAUACGCUGCUGGGCCUGCUGGAGGCCGGCCUGGUGGACGUCGUGUUCGCCAACGAGGAAGAGGCGGCGGCGCUGGCGGGCGGCGGAGCCGCGGCAAGUGCAGAUGGCCAGUCGACCUUGUUCCUGGUAGAGGCCGCGCAGUCGCUGGUGCUGCAGCACGCCCGUGUCUGCGUCGUCAGCUUGGGCGCCCGCGGCGCAGUCGCGCGCGCCGCGACUGGUGAGGCCGGCAGCGCGGCGGCCAGCAAGGUCGCAGUGGUGGACACCAUCGGCGCGGGUGACCUCUUCUCGGCGGGCUUCCUCUACGCCCUGUUGCGCGGCUCCCCCCUCUCCACCUGCUGCGCCGCGGGCUGCGCCGCGGGUGCCGAGGCCGUCCAGGCGCGCGGCACCGCGCUCAGCGGCGCAGCGUGGCGGCGCCUGCGAGCCACCAUCGCGGGCCUUGUGGGCGACAACGCCACGGGCGUGGCUGAAGGCCGGCCGCCGCCCGGCAGUGCACGCGCGCUGAUCUGCCCACCGGGCCGCAAGCAUCGGACGGUGUACGGCCAGCAGGGCAGCGUGGGGCACUCUCCAGGGCUGGAACGCUCACGCACCGGGUCUCUUGCUUCGUCGAUGACAUCAUCCUCCUCGACCCAGUGGCUCGGGAUGGAAGCAGACUCGUGA